Iphiclides podalirius (scarce swallowtail) is the source of this 423-nucleotide messenger RNA. NCBI's taxonomy places the organism in Eukaryota, Metazoa, Arthropoda, Insecta, Lepidoptera, Papilionidae. The record is from the annotation of a GenBank genome assembly.
AUGUCUCCAUUCGCUUUCUUGCUGCUCUGCGUUCAAGCUUGCUUGAUCCAGAAUGUUUACAGUGAGUGCCUCGGAGCCGGUCUUGGUUUUGGCUACGGUCCAGGAAUCAUUGGCGAAAACGGACUAGGAUGCGGACCCGCUUUGGCUACUGAAUUCGGUUACGGACCUGGACUCGGUCUCGGCUACGGCCUCGCUGGCCCCGCAGGUCUGAUCGGUCCCGCUGGACUCGUCGGCCCCGCUGCCAUUGCUGGCCCGGCCUACGGAGGCACCGGCAUCGGUGACGUCGCGGUCGCUGGUGAGAUGGGCGUUGCCGGUACCACCCUGGUCGCUCUGGCGGUGUCGUCUCCAUUGCCGGAAGUUGCGCUGGUGGAUGCGGCUGCAACGGUGCCUACCUGUACUGAAACAAGAACUGUGCCCGUCGAA